Cucumis melo (muskmelon) is the source of this 2344-nucleotide messenger RNA. Its product is annotated as phosphatidate cytidylyltransferase 4, chloroplastic. The transcript has 9 exons. Lineage: Eukaryota; Viridiplantae; Streptophyta; Magnoliopsida; Cucurbitales; Cucurbitaceae. Gene Ontology annotation, molecular function: transferase activity, transferring phosphorus-containing groups. The record is from RefSeq and is a predicted model, not a curated record. Gene Ontology annotation, cellular component: membrane. Bases 170 to 1528 code for a protein of 452 amino acids.
UCUUUCUUUCUUUCUUUCGCCUUCAUCUUCCUCCUCUCCCUCCACAGAUAAACACCUUCUCUCAUAGUACAGUAUCAACAUAGUCAACCAAAUUGAAUGCCUUUUCUUCUACCUAUCAAAUCAGAUUUCGAAUUUGAUACCACCAAUUGUCUUCUCUAGGAAUCCUCUCAUGACUACGAACUUAUCGUUUCCGCAUUUCGAUUGUUACAAGGUUGCUCCGGUGUCUUUCUCUUCUCCUUGCGCCUGCCCUUUGCGUCUGUCGUCCUGUAAACCAUUGCCUCUCCCUCCAUCUUCAUUGAAAUUCAAUCGCUUGCAUUUUCUCUUCUUACAUGGCCAAAAGGGCCUUCUCAGAAUUAACAAGAGAACCGGCUUGGCCAGACGCCACAUUGUAGCUGUGGCACAUGCGGAGCCCGACCGGAUUGACGGGAAAGAGCCCCAACAGGAGGUUGAGGGUGGUCAACAGUUAUCAUUUCAGGAGGAUCCAAUCUCAGAACAUCAACAUAAAAAAAAUCAAUUGAAGAAACGGAUCAUUUUUGGGAUUGGCAUUGGAAUAGCUGGUGGUAUUAUAGUAUUGGCUGGAGGAUGGGUAUUCACUGUGGCUGUUGCUGCAUGUAUUUUUGUUGGUGCACGUGAGUAUUUCGAGUUGGUCCGGAGCCGUGGGAUCACUGCAGGAAUGACACCCCCACCUCGAUAUGUUUCACGAAUUUGCUCAGUUAUUUGUGCUUUCAUGCCCAUUCUUAGCUUUUACUUUGGUCAGCUUGAUGUUGCUAUCACAUUUUCUGCCUUCAUUCUUGCAAUUACUUUGCUUCUACAAAGAGGCAAUCCCCGAUUUGCUCAACUGAGCAGUGCAAUAUUUGGGCUUUUUUACUGUGGUUAUCUUCCUUGCUUCUGGGUCAAACUUCGUUGUGGUUUGGCUGUUCCAGCCAUAAACACUGAAAUAGGAGCAGGAUGGCCAUUUCUUCUUGGAGGCCGAGCCCAUUGGACUGUUGGCCUUGUUGCAACCUUGAUUUCUAUGAGCAGUAUAAUUGCAGCUGAUACGUUUGCUUUUCUUGGUGGUAAGGCAUUUGGUAAGACCCCACUUACAAAUGUUAGUCCAAAAAAGACUUGGGAGGGAACUAUUAUGGGCUUGGGUGGUUGCAUAGCUACAUCUGUCAUUCUAUCAAAAGUUCUUUCCUGGCCGUCUUCUAUGAUUAGUGCAAUAGCUUUUGGAUUUCUGAACUUUUUGGGUUCUGUUUUUGGUGAUCUUACUGAGUCAAUGAUAAAGCGUGAUGCUGGUGUCAAGGAUUCUGGAUCUUUAAUCCCUGGACAUGAAGCUAGGGUUUCUCCUUUGGGGCUGGAUCAGUUGAUGCUUCAUCUUCUCUUUACUGCACAACGAAGGCAAGGGGACAAUGGUUUUUCCUUGCGAAGAGGCCACAUAUUUUUUUUUCUGCAGAAAGGUGGAUUACUUGACAGAGUGGACAGCUACAUUUUUUCCGGGGCACUAGCAUAUUCCUACAUCAAAGCAUUUAUGCCACUUUAUGGCGUUUGAGAUAAUGAUGAUCCUUGUAAUUGGAGAUCAGGAACGAGACUACUCUCUAGGUUUUUCCCCCUUGUGGGGAAAUAAAGAAGGCGAGGCCAGUCUGCACUAAAGGCUGGAGAAGGACGAGCAUCAGCCGGCCAGUUUAUUGCACUACCCAGAAAAAGAACUUCAGCUUACUUAGUUCCACCAGGUCUUCAAAAAUUCCAAGUGAAAGUAUCUGUUUACCAGGUAAUUGUACAUAUGGAAUAUUUAAUAAAUAUGCAGUUAUUUCACAACAUUCAUCUCUCCAAGAUAGUUCUGGUUUUCUUGGAGACAAAUUUCCUUUUAUCCUAGUCCUGUUUGUGGGUAGCGACUUGCAGGACUUAUAGCUCCGAUGUUGAUGUUGGAAGAUAGGGGUUUAAUAUUGUCAUGCUCCUUACACACACUCUCAGAGGCUUAGAGUUUGUUACUUCUAUUUUUUUCAUUUAGUUUUUUGAAUUGUUAGUAGUUUAUAGUCUAUAGAUUGUAUCUGUUGAGCGUAAUAGCCGAUUAUUAUUUUUAGGGGAUUUUCAAAUAUAGUAAAAUGUACCAAAAUAUCUAUACAGAAUGUAGCAAAAUUUCAAAUUCUAUCAAUGAUAGACACUAAUAGUUUUGUCAUUUACAAGUUGCUAUUAGUGUCUAUCAUUGAUAAAAUUUAAAAUUUUGUUAUAUCUUAUAAAUAUUUUCAUCGAUUUUGUCAUUUAUAAUAAUUUUUCUUUUUAGAUCAAGUUGUUACCAACUCUUGUUUUGCAAACUAAAAUAUACUUGUGUUGGAGCGAAAUGAACGUGUUUUUAAAUGUAGCAAAA